Molecule: messenger RNA, 4320 nt
Organism: Exophiala spinifera
Lineage: Eukaryota; Fungi; Ascomycota; Eurotiomycetes; Chaetothyriales; Herpotrichiellaceae
Exons: 3
Coding region: 1-4320 (1439 amino acids)
Biological process (GO): carbohydrate metabolic process
Molecular function (GO): UDP-glycosyltransferase activity; hexosyltransferase activity
Source: RefSeq, a predicted model, not a curated record
AUGGCAAGCCUCGAGGAUACCUCCAGACGGAGAGAUACCUCCCAACGGACCGACGGUCACAAGCCUCAAAAGCGCAACCCGCGUUUUCCUCGACUGCCCUCUCCCAGCAUGCCCUCUCGGCUGAACCUGGGUGCAGAUGCCCACGAGGAUGUGACAGCGCCAUCAAGAGGAAGAAAUGCCCCGGCACAAUACAUGAAUCAGUCCAUCUUCUCUAUGAUCGCUGCAGCGGGAUCGCGAACAGAUUUCAAUGCCAGAUUUGACGAGUCUAGUGACAGUGAAGAGGAGGCGGCCCAAACAAAGCCGUCAUUUGUUGGCAGCAAAGAAACAUCCGUGAAGGAGAGACAAACAGCGCCAGCUACCGAAGCAAAAGAUGACUCCCCGUCCUUCAUGAAGAGAAGCAAGUACCCUUCACCAGAUCACCUGUCCGAAAAUCUCCCGCCCUCCCCAGCAAGAGCACCAAAACCUAAAGACAAAGACAAAGCAUCAACUCCACAACCAGAGUUAAGCCAAGAGAGUGACUCUGCCUCAGAUUCAGGGAAGAGCAAUCCAAGAGACGCCCCUGUUCUCAGUAGACUGUUGACUGCCGAGGCCGAGUUCACAGAAGGCGAUGACCAUCCCCCGAGUAUGCCACCCUCCGAAACCGUACCCGAAAGCGUUCUUGCUACACGAUUGAUGGAGAUAUUUGGAUUUGACGCUCCAGAAAAAGUGGUGGCAGAAUACCCAUGUUGGCUACUUCAAAGUGUACUUCUCCAGGGCUAUCUCUACAUAACUACAAACCACAUCUGCUUCUAUGCAUACCUGCAAAGAAAAUCACAUAACGUCACCAAAAUCGGCUAUUUAGAGAAGAAAGGUCGGACAACCUCGAAGUAUAAGAGAUAUUGGUUCUCAUUAAAGGGAGAUGUGCUCUCAUACUAUUCUGAUCCCUCCAACCUUUACUUUCCAUCCGGCAAUAUUGAUCUGAGAUAUGGCAUAUCUGCGCAUGCCUCCUCAGAAAAACGCAAACAGAAAGAAUGCAAAGAUUUUUGUCUGACGACCGAUCAUCGCACAUAUCACUUCCGCGCAGAUAGUGCUUCAAGUGCAAGAGAAUGGGUGCAAACAUUACAAAAGACGAUUUUCCGGUCUCAUAAUGAUGGAGAUAGUGUCAAGAUAUCGUUGCCAGUGCAAAACAUCAUCGACUUUGAGGAGAGUCCUGUGGUCGAAUUCGCCGAGACGAUCAAAUUCCGGGUACUAGAAAGCGAAGACGCAUAUGCUGUUGGGGCUGUGGACGAGUAUUUCUUCUCCUUCUUCAGCUUCGGACAAGAUGCGCUGCAGAAUUUUCGCACUCUGUUCCCAGAAGGAGAUGGGGCGAGAACUUCUGAUGAACUAUUAUCUGGAACUCGAAAGGAUGUCAGCACGUUCAGCCCACAAGGCAGACUGAAUAUGCGCAACGUGUCUCCACGCCGAACACCCGAUAACGAACCAACGAAAUCCUCCCCUGCCCUCCAAGAGAACGUGCGAGCAACGCUCUUGGCACAUCCCGCUCUGAGAAGCAGGGACAUCUCUCCCAGGAUGAGUGGCGAGUUUUCUCACGGUAAUAGUCCAUCGCGUUCAAGUGGUGAGUAUGGCCGAGGCAGCUUCGAACGAGGCCGCAGAAGCGGAAGCACCAGUCGACUUGAAGGGAACAUAUCCAGAAGGAGACCUGAUUCGUCUUUUGCUCAUCAUCAUGACUCGGAGGAUUCGUACGUUCAUUCCAUUGACAAAGAGACCGAUUCGUCUACAGCACCACUGUCUCCGCGAGCCGAAGCACAGAUGUCGGCCAGCCAGAUCCUCGACCGCAGCGAUCUGUUCCACCCACCUAUUAUCCAGCGGAUGACAACACUUGCAUCUAUGUCCUCUGAAGCCAACUCCGAAGGUGGAACAGUCCUAUCCAGGUCGCACCCCAACGACGCAGCCUCACCCAUUCCCGUUCGAGGUGCUGGUACUCACUGGAAGAACAAACACUCGAUAUCACAAGAAGAGGGCGUCGCGCAUACCAAUACACCGCCAACGCUACAAGACUUUGUCCGAGCUGGUUCAUCUCGCCUUCAACGUGCAGGGCAACUCGCUGGGUUUCUCAAAAACCCGUCUAAGUCAGUGCUAAAGUACUUGCCAACAGAGCCAAUGUCAUACAUCGAGAAAGUAUCGGACAUGUGGACAGGGGAUAGGAAACAUUAUGGUGAUAACGAAGGUGUUGUACCUGGCGACAAGGGCAUCGAUCCCGAGGAUGAAGAAGCGAACGUCGGCCACGGAGACCGCUUUCGCGCUCAUUUCGCUCUCCCACCUACGGAAAAGCUGCGUGCCACCUAUUUUGCUUUCCUGCACCGAGUACUUCCACUCUACGGCAAGAUCUACAUCAGCAAUCGCAAGUUCUGCUUUCGUAGCCUCCUUCCAGGUACUAGAACAAAGCUUGUUCUCCCCCUGAAAGACAUCGAGAAUGCUACCAAGGAGAAGGGCUUUCGUUUCGGGUAUCAUGGGCUAGUGCUGGUCAUUCGAGGCUACGAAGAACUAUUCUUCGAGUUCAACUCGAGUGACCACCGAGAUGACUGCACCGUGACUCUGUUACGAAGCCUCGAGAGCGUACGAGAUAUGGAGGAGUCCGGCAUGCUUGCGAAAGAGGAGGAAGACGACGCUGAGGCUGCCAAGGAAGAGCACCGGAUGCUACAAGAGGCGCGGCGGAGCUCGACUGGUGAUCACCAGCUCGCGUUGCCUGAUACAGCGGAAGCCAUCUACAGCCAUGAAGACGCCCGGCCUGUAUUGUUUGAGGGGCCACGAGCGUCCAUCUCUAGCUCCAAACCUACCACGCCGUUGAAGAUUACGUGUCUAACGAUUGGGUCUCGAGGAGACGUGCAACCAUACAUUGCCCUGUGCAAAGCGCUGCUUGCCGAAGGCCAUAAGCCCAGGAUAGCCACACACGCAGAAUUUGGCCCUUGGGUGCUGAAGCAUGGUAUCGAUUUUGCCCCGGUCGAGGGCGACCCGGCGGAGCUCAUGAGAAUCUGUGUCGAAAACGGCAUGUUCACCUAUUCCUUCCUACGAGAGGCAUCCGCGAAAUUCCGCAGCUGGAUUGACGAAUUGCUCAGCUCGGCAUGGCAAGCGUGUCAGGAUAGCGAUCUCUUGAUUGAGUCGCCCAGUGCCAUGGCUGGCCUCCAUAUUGCGGAAGCGCUCAAGAUACCGUACUUUCGGGCCUUUACUAUGCCAUGGACUCGGACCCGGGCAUACCCUCAUGCAUUUGCUGUACCCGAGCACAAGAUCGGUGGCGCGUACAACUAUUAUUCGUACGUCAUGUUUGACAAUGUGUUUUGGAAAGCCAUUUCCGGACAGGUCAACCGAUGGCGCAAGAAGGAACUGGGGCUACGGAGUACCAACAUGGACAAGAUGCAACCCAACAAGGUGCCCUUUCUGUACAACUUCUCGCCUCAUGUGGUUGUACCGCCUCUGGACUACCCUGACUGGGUACGAGUCACAGGUUACUGGUUCCUCGACGAAGCACAGACUUGGACGCCACCAGCCGAGCUCCAGAGAUUCAUCGAAAAGGCCCACAAGGACGGCAAGAAGCUGGUGUACAUUGGAUUCGGGUCCAUUGUGGUCUCCGACCCGGCGGCGCUGACCAAAACGGUAGUCGAAUCGGUCCUCAAAGCAGGCGUGAGAUGCAUUCUAUCUAAGGGAUGGAGUGACCGCCUCGGCGACCCGACGGCAGUCAAAACCGAAGUACCUUUACCGGCAGACAUUCUUCAAAUCAAGUCCGCGCCACACGAUUGGCUGUUUAGACAGAUCGAUGCCGCUGUCCACCACGGAGGUGCCGGCACGACUGGAGCAAGUCUCCGGGCGGGGGUACCCACCGUCAUCAAGCCAUUUUUCGGGGAUCAAUUCUUUUUCGGAUCGAGAGUUGAAGACCUCGGGGUGGGCAUUUGCAUGAAGAAGGUCAAUGUCAGCUUGUUCUCACGCGCACUCUGGGAAGCAACCCACUCGGAACGGAUGAUUGUAAAGGCGCGGCUUCUCGGAGAACAAAUCCGCAAGGAGAAUGGAGUGCAGACGGCAAUCCAAGCCAUUUAUCGUGACUUGGACUACGCCAAGUCCAUCGUGGCUGAAAGAGCGAGCAAGCAAGGAGUUCCCGCUGACGACAGCGUGCCUCUGGACGAGGGCGACAAUGAAGAAAGCUGGACUUUUAUCGGAGAUGAGAGUGACCCUGAGCUUCAGAGACAAGUGCAAGACUGGGAGUCACCGAUUCGAGUGAGCGUGGGCCGGGCCAGCCUGCGCAGUAUGCAGGGAGUUGAGCCGGUCAGGAAGAGCAGUGUGAGAUUAUGA